UGGGUUGUGGAGGAUGUGUGAAGUAAUGGACUGGAUUUAAAAUAACUUCAGGACUGAAGACUGAUUACAUUGUUUUUUAACAUUGUUUAUGUACAACGAAAACGAAACAAGAUCAGUGCAGAAGAGAACGCAAGAGACCGUGGACGCAAGGAAAAUGACUAUGGUGGAGAUGAAAGAGCUUAUUCCAGGAGAAGAACAAGAUGUUUCAUCCAAAUUUCCUAGAAGCUGAGAAACCAGUAGAGGCAAAAAAAGAAGAGACUUAUGAAUACAACAAACUGAAGAAUUCAAAAGAAGAUGAAGAUGUUUACAGGCAAGUUCAUCUGUACCAGAGGAUUUCUGCUGUUUUUAUCAUUCUCUCAUUAAUCUUACUGGCUAUGGUUCUUGCUUUGGCCAUAAAGUUACAAGAAUGUCAGUCCAUCCAGAUGUCUGAUGUCCCUGUGCAGAUCGAUUACCCCCGAAACCAAGGGUAUCAGUGCUUUCACUGUGGGAGGGGCUGGUUAAAAAUUGAGAACUCCUGCUACUUCAAAUCCAGGGAGCGUCUAAACUGGCAGGACAGCAGAAAGGCGUGUCAGGAUCGGGGUGGAGAUCUGGCUGUUGUCCACAAUGAAACAGUGCAGGCAUAUCUAAGUAUGCGUCGAGGUCUGCUGUUCUGGAUUGGGCUUCAUUAUGCAGAAACAGAACAACAGUGGAUAUGGAUUGACAAUACCACAUUAACUAUGAGCUUCUGGGCCACCAGUAAGCGACCUGAAAAGCCUAAAGACCACUGUGCACUGCUACAUGGAAGGACAAACUCAAGCAACUGGCAUUCAUACCCCUGUCAUGCAAUCUCCCAGUACAUCUGCCAGAAAUAUUAGAAGUGGAAAAAGAUCAAACAUAACAAUCAAAUAUAUCUGUUAUGUAUGUUUGCCAUUAAUAUCUUAUUUUACUCGUUUACUCACCUUUUACAAAUGCAGUCCACAUGCAAUAUGCAAAUGCAAUAGCAAUAAACACAGGACCAACACAUGAAACAGUCCAGUUCUGUGAUGCACAAUCAAGUAGACAUGCUAUGUAUUUUUCAUGACUGAAUAAAUGAAACAAGUGCAUUCACUGAAACUUACUUUUUUCUGCUUAUAAGCUGCACUGCUUUUAGUUAAAAUGCUACAGAAUUAUUUUGCACUGAUUUCUAAUAAACCAUAUUUGCACUAA
Messenger RNA from Silurus meridionalis, 1185 nucleotides. RefSeq names its product regenerating islet-derived protein 4-like. The transcript has 7 exons. Lineage: Eukaryota; Metazoa; Chordata; Actinopteri; Siluriformes; Siluridae. The coding region runs from base 201 to 854 and encodes 217 amino acids. The record is from RefSeq and is a predicted model, not a curated record.